Messenger RNA from Odobenus rosmarus divergens (Pacific walrus), 1239 nucleotides. RefSeq names its product olfactory receptor 5A2-like. The record is from RefSeq and is a predicted model, not a curated record. Gene Ontology annotation, biological process: G protein-coupled receptor signaling pathway; sensory perception of smell. The transcript is spliced from 2 exons. The coding region runs from base 1 to 1239 and encodes 412 amino acids. Gene Ontology annotation, molecular function: olfactory receptor activity; G protein-coupled receptor activity; odorant binding. Gene Ontology annotation, cellular component: membrane. NCBI's taxonomy places the organism in Eukaryota, Metazoa, Chordata, Mammalia, Carnivora, Odobenidae.
AUGGUUGUGGGAAGGAACAACACAAUUGUGACAAAAUUCAUCCUCCUGGGAUUUUCAGACCAUCCUCAAAUGAAGCUUUUCCUUUUUCUGUUAUUUCUGGGGAUUUAUCUCCUGACCCUAGCCUGGAACCUGAGCCUCACUGCCCUCAUCAGGAUGGACUCCCACCUGCACACACCCAUGUACUUCUUCCUCAGUAACCUGUCCUUCCUAGAUAUCUGCUAUGUGUCCUCCACAGCUCCCAAGAUGCUCUCUGACAUCAUCACAGGGCAGAAAACCAUUUCCUUUGUUGGCUGUGCCACACAGUACUUUGUGUUCUGUGGAAUGGGGCUGACUGAAUGCUUUCUUUUGGCUGCCAUGGCAUAUGACCGCUAUGCUGCAAUCUGCAACCCAUUGCUCUACCCAGCCCUCAUUUCCCAUACACUUUGUGUAAAGAUGGUGGCUGGGGCCUAUGUGGGUGGAUUCCUCAGUUCUUUGAUUGAAACAUACUCUGUCUACCAGCAUGAUUUCUGUGGGCCCAACGUGAUCAACCACUUCUUCUGUGACCUUCCUCCAGUUCUGGUUCUGUCGUGCUCUGAUACCUUUACCAGCCAGGUGGUGACCUUCGUUGUGGGUGUUGUUGUUGGCAUUGUGUCUGUCCUUGUGAUCCUCAUCUCUUAUGGUUACAUUGUUGCUGCUGUCCUGAAGAUCAGCUCAGCCAAAGGUAGGACCAAAGCCUUCAGCACCUGUGCCUCUCACCUGACUGCUGUGACUCUUUUCUAUGGUUCUGGUCUCUUCAUGUACAUGCGACCCAGUUCUAGCUACUCCCUAAACCAGGACAAGGUGGUGUCCAUAUUCUAUGCUCUGGUGAUCCCUAUGGUGAAUCCUAUCAUCUAUAGUCUUAGGAAUAAGGAGAUUAAAAAUGCCAUGAAGAAGGUUGUGCAGAAGGAGCAUCCCACGCCCUUGAACUCCAGUCACUGCAGCAGGCAUGCCCUGGAGCUGAGGGCCUCCUUGCCCGCCGCGUCCCCAGGCUCUAGCGUGGCCAAGGAAGGAGGGCACCACACGGCCAGUCAUGAGCAAGUGCUGAGACGGUCUCCGGCACGCGAAGCCGGCAUCAUGGGCCUUGACUUCCUGGCCUGCAGUGUCACCCCAGAACCCGCUAAGCCCCACGCCGCUCCGCUGCAAAACGAUGACGUCGCUUCUCCCAGUUCACUAGGUCCACCCACUUUUUCCGAGUCAAUUUCUGCAUGCCCUCCAGGGUGA